Kwoniella shivajii is the source of this 1500-nucleotide messenger RNA. RefSeq lists its product as uncharacterized. The transcript is spliced from 7 exons. Gene Ontology annotation, molecular function: [acyl-carrier-protein] S-malonyltransferase activity. Lineage: Eukaryota; Fungi; Basidiomycota; Tremellomycetes; Tremellales; Cryptococcaceae. Gene Ontology annotation, cellular component: mitochondrion. Gene Ontology annotation, biological process: fatty acid biosynthetic process. Bases 1 to 1500 code for a protein of 499 amino acids. The record is from RefSeq and is a predicted model, not a curated record.
AUGCGUGCACCUCAAUUACCACGUUUUACAUCCCUCACCUCCUCUACAUUCAGCCAUUCUCACGGUCAAGGUCACCGCCAUGGUCAUGGUCACGGUCAUGGUCAGAUAUCACAAGCAAUCCUCAGUCCAUCUAGGAAAGCAUCCACAAACUCGAAUAAUACAGACUGGGUAACAUGGCUUAAGAAGGGUGUAUCGGAUUCGUCAACCCCAUCAGGGAAAUGUCUUUUGUUCGCUGGUCUCGGGUCAUAUCCUCAUACACCAAUUUCACCUACACCAUCUUCACUGAAAGUGUGGGAUGAGGCAUCAGAAGCUCUACUAAGUCCUGAUGCGACUAUAGGAUACGAAACUAGAGGUAUGAGUGAUGCGGGCUUGAAGCAGGUUAAAGGAUGGAUGAGAGGUUGGGUAGAAGGUAGAAGUUUAGAAGAAUUGAUGAAAAGACCCGAUGUGACAGCUGCUUUCAUCCUUUCAUCUUCAAUAGCUAUCUUAGCUUCAGAAAAGGAAAAACACGGUACAUCAACUUUAUUACCUGAAGGAACGAGUCAUCUUGCAGGUCAUGGAUUCAUAGGUACUUUAACUGCUUUAGUGGCCAGUGGGAGAUUAGAUUUAGGUACUGGCGUUAGGCUAGCUAGGAUAUACGCAUCACUUCCACCUUCACCACCUCAAACGUAUCCCCGAUCACAUUUAACUACAGUGUUAUCAGCUCGACAUUUUCAUUCACUUUCUUCACCAUCCUAUUUCGUUCCACCGCCUCCAUCACCUGAUGACCCUUUCCCUCCCGUCAGUUCAGGUUCAGCGAGUGAAGAAGAAGCUGAAUCAAGUUCAACUCCGAUCAAAAGACGGAGAGCCAUGCAAUUGAUUUUAGACGAAAUACAUUCUUUACAAAGAGAUUGGGAAAGAGAAAAUGAAAUUACAGGUAGUGGGGGUACUAUUGGUCCUAGGCAGGAAUGGGCAAGUGCUGGUAUUAUAAAUAGUAGUAAAGUCCUGGUCGUUACCGGAACGCACCACGCCGUCUUGCAAGUGAUAGAAAGAUUACAACAGCUGAAUUUAGCAAAUCCAGUAAUGGACGUAGCGAUGCCCUGUCCAUAUCAUACAAAACUGAUGACUCACGCUAUACCUAAAUUCAGAGAUGUGUUGGAGAGAUGUUAUUUCCAAUAUCCAAAAGAAGGUAAUCCGAUUAUAUUGGAUCCUAUGACUACUCAUCCUCUGUCCCACCCAUCAUCGUCGCUCUUACCUCACUUGACAGGUCAAUUACGUUGGCACAAGACAUUGUAUCGAUUAUACUCACUUCCAUCACCCGAAGUAUCAACUUUUGUAACAGUUGGAAAAGGUGCAAAAGGCUUAGGUAUAAUGUUGAAAGGUGAAGUAAGAAAAAGACCAGAAGGAGCAACAAAGAUCAAAAUUGAAGAAAUGGGUGGAACGACCCUAAAGGAAAAAGAAAUGAAUGAUAGGAUAAAUAAAGGUUUAAUGAAAUUAAGAGCUCAACAAAAUAAAAAAGCAUGA